GGUAAUGAAUGUGACUCAUCAACAUGUGUAUAUAUUUGUUCACAAAACAAUUUUGGCCAAAUACAUUGGAAACCAUUUCAUUUCUGAGGCCGAUUUUACUUUUUAUAUAUAUACAUGAUCACUCUUUCCCCUUUCUUUAUUUUCCUUCUCGUUUCUGCAUGGUCAGCCGAUGCUCUUGUACAGCUACGGCGGAAUGUAUCGAUACCGGCAGUUUUUGUGUUUGGAGAUUCAACGGUGGAUACAGGCAACAAUAACAAUCUGAUAACACUUGCUAAAUCCAAUUUCCCUCCAUACGGCCGGGAUUUUAUGGGAGGAAUAGCAACUGGAAGAUUUAGCAAUGGAAAGCUACCCUCGGAUUUAAUUGUGGAGGAGCUUGGAAUCAAAGAAUUGUUGCCCGCAUAUCUUGAUCCAAAUCUGAAACUCAAUAACUUUCCUACAGGAGUAAAUUUUGCUUCCAGUGCUUCAGGAUUCGAUCCUUUAACAUCUAAGCUGUUGUUGGUACUGCCAUUAUCUGAACAGUUAGAACUGUUCAAAGAAUACAUAGGGAAGUUGAAAAUGUACGUUGGGGAAAACAGAACAACCACCAUUCUAAGCAACAGCCUAUUCCUAGUCUCAACAGGCACCGACGACAUUGCCAAUACCUAUUUUCAUACUCCUAUGCGGAUCUGGAAAUACAAUACGUACGCUUACACCGAUCUUCUGGUCAGUUAUGCUUCAGCAUUUUUGCAGGAACUAUUUGCAGUGGGGGCUCGGAGGAUUGGAAUUAUAAGUGCACCGCCAAUCGGUUGUUUGCCAUCGCAGAGAACUUUAGGUGGAGGGAUAGAGAGAAAGUGUGUUGAGAAAUACAACCAAGUGGCAAAGCUUUUCAAUAGGAAGCUAAUGGCAGAGCUAGAGCGGCUUGACAACAACAACGUUGUCCAGGCCAGAGUGGCUUAUAUGGAUGCGUAUAAUCCUUUGAUGGAUAUAUUUGAAAACCAUGAAAAAUACGGAUUUGAAGUUGCAAAUAGAGGAUGUUGUGGUACAGGCCUGUUUGAGUCUGCCUUCUUAUGCAAUCGGUGGAGUCCGUUUACUUGUAAAAAUGUAUCGAGGUAUGUGUUUUGGGAUAGUUACCAUCCAACAGAAACAACUUACAAGAUCAUAGUCCCUCCGCUCAUCCAUAAAUGCAUCAACUCCCUCUUUGGCAGCCAUUCAUCCUAUUAAAUUUACAUCGAUAACCCUGCCUUUCCGUAGUGGAAAAAAUGGUUCCUCUACAUGAGGGAACUUUUUAACGUUGAAUAUGUAUUUCUAUAAUAUGUAUUUCAAUCGUCAUAUAUUUCAUUCAAUUCUAUAAUUAAUUUUUUAA
Ziziphus jujuba (common jujube) is the source of this 1342-nucleotide messenger RNA. RefSeq names its product GDSL esterase/lipase At5g42170-like. The transcript has 5 exons. Gene Ontology annotation, molecular function: hydrolase activity, acting on ester bonds. Lineage: Eukaryota; Viridiplantae; Streptophyta; Magnoliopsida; Rosales; Rhamnaceae. The record is from RefSeq and is a predicted model, not a curated record. Gene Ontology annotation, cellular component: extracellular region. Bases 115 to 1200 code for a protein of 361 amino acids.